This is a messenger RNA of Ooceraea biroi (clonal raider ant), 3888 nucleotides long. RefSeq names its product Tissue inhibitor of metalloproteases (gene Timp). Gene Ontology annotation, biological process: negative regulation of endopeptidase activity; negative regulation of membrane protein ectodomain proteolysis. The record is from RefSeq and is a predicted model, not a curated record. Gene Ontology annotation, molecular function: protease binding; metalloendopeptidase inhibitor activity. Gene Ontology annotation, cellular component: extracellular matrix. Lineage: Eukaryota; Metazoa; Arthropoda; Insecta; Hymenoptera; Formicidae.
UUAUAUUAUUAUAUGCUUUCUUCUUCGAGAAGUUAAUUUUUUAUUAAAAAUCAAGUGAAAUUUUUUUCAUAAUUUCGCUGUCUUUUCAAUUAAGAUAUGCUACAUAUUGUUGCGACAUGCAUGUAAAUUUUAUUAGCGAUGGUGUUAUUCUUCGUUGGUCUAAUUUCUGUGCCGACCUGGUCUUGUACACGCGAAACACGCAGUGCAACAUAACCGCGAACUUAUCUGAUGCGCUUCCGAGCAUGACGAGGAGUUGCAUGACGCAACAUCCAAAUUUAUGAUUAAUCGAGCCAUCUUCCAGCGGAGCAAAUGUACGCACGUCUGUAUUUGCGGUAUGUUUCUCGCAGAUUCAGCUCAAGAAAAAACGAGUAUUGACAUGCAAACAGUAGCUUUCAUUAAGCGUUUAUUAAUAAAUUUAGUAUAUUUAAUGGUUAAAUUUAAAAUAUGAAUAUUUUUAUAAAUAUUAUGAUAGUUUACAGUUGAUUAAUGUAAAUAAUUUCUUUGAUUUGAUUGCCAUUUGUCGUAGUUUUUCAAUCAGCAUCUUUUUGAAAUAUUUUAGGAACCAGGUUAAAUUUGCAUUUCUAAAAAAUAAAAUUUACUAAAAUUUAACUGGAAGAGAAAAUUUCAUUGCAUGUAUCGACGCGUUUACAGACGUAUUGCGCGGUGGAAGGAAAAGACGUAAUAGUUCUAGGACGUAAUAUAUUUAUAACUCGCAUUGCGUAUAAGCGUGGUGGGAAAACCCAGCACACAUGGCAGAAAAUUUAUUUUUAUUGAAAUUGUUUUCGUAAGUUAAUUUACUCUUUAUGAGUCACAUUAUCUUCGAGAUAAGAUUCUCUUAUACAGACUUCCGCAAUAAACCCACUUUUCAUGUUCCUUUAAUGGUGUGCACAUUCCAGUGUCUUCCUCAUAGCACGAUCGUGGACUGAUCGAGCGCUAACUGACCCGCUUCGACCCGUGAAAUGCGAGGUAAUCGUCUGCUUAUCCGAUGCAUUUCAGCGCAUCGAAGUGUGUACGCGACAACCAAAUUAAUCGUGGUUCAAGCGAUAUUGUCAGCUCCGUUACAUCCAUCUACAUUUUUUUAGUGGUCCUCGCAUGAAGGCACGAUAGCACAUUAACUUAUUAAUUCUCAACGAGGAUGUAUUGCGCUUUAUCACAUCAAUCACUGCAACGUAAUCAAAUCGCAAGUGACACUUUAAUAAUAAUUACCGGUACCAUCGAUCUUCUUCCGUCAAAAUAUAGCCGAUCGAUUAUUUAAGCUUUCAUAAUAAGCCUGUAUUUCGUCAAGUCCAAGAAUGGUUUAUCGGUGAGCAGCGCGGAAAGAAAAAUAAUUAAAAAAAAAUAGUAAAAAAAGAAAAUCGCGAUCGUCGUUCCUCCGAUUCAUUUCCGAGCGCAACGACAGCAUACAUGACGCAACGUCCGAAAUUCGUGAUUAAUCGAGGACCCGAUGCGCCUUGCGGCCUUCCUGUUCCUUUUUCGGGCUGCACAUACGGCUUGUACCGUGCGCCGUGAAUCGCAAAGUGCGCCGCGUGCAUCGCGCCGCGCCACGCCGCACUCACGCAAAUGGGAUAUGAGCUCAGAGGCUCUGUUCAUGCGUGCACGCAUGUACGGAUGCUGGCCGGCCGCGGAAUAUAAUAGCGGUAAUACGAUGGAACUGGGGCAGUCUUGCUUUGACGCGCGUCUUAGGAGCUUCCACCUGCUGCGCCGCGCGAAAAUCGUCAGCCGCGAGGACGUCACUCCGCGCGAACUUUCGGCGAUACCGUUCCAUACGAUAAUCUCGAGGUCAGUGUCUCGUAAUGUGACAAAUGAAAGUACGUGGUUUCCUGUUACCAUGCGGCGAUUACUUCUGUGGCUGCACUGUUUGCUGCUAACCGUGCUGCUGGCACCGGUGCAGAGGGUCGCAGCAUGCAGCUGUGCGCCAUCCCACCCUCAGACUCAAUUUUGCGAAUCAGAUUUUGUCGCCGUGGUGAGGGUGAAGAAGGUUCUCUCCGUGAACGAGUAUGAGAUCGCGUACAAGGUCAAGAUAAACAGGGUCUUCAAGUCCAAUCCAAAGGCCGACGUGGCUCUGAUGCAGAACCUUUUAUGGACCCCGUCCUCGGAUGCGAUGUGCGGUGUGACACUGAAAGUCGGCGAGACUUACGUUCUCAACGGUAGGAUCGUCUCGGGGAAAGCGUUCAUAUCGUUCUGCGGACUCUCGAUAAGAUGGGCCGAUACGACCAGUAGGCAACGCAAGGGUCUCAGGCAACUCUAUCAGCAGGGCUGCGUGUGUGACAUUUUGUAUACACACUGGAGGCGCAAGGGAGCCGUGCUGGAAUCCAGUGGCGGAAAACGUUGCCUCUGGGAGAGCACACCAGGCCCCCAGGACUGCCAAGAAAAAUACGGCGUGUGCAUGGCAGCGCCCAGCGGCUGCUCCUGGGUUCCCUCGGUACCAUACAAAAAUUGCAUCAAGGAGUACCAGCGUCACCGCGAGCAGCAAAGAUCGCGGGAACCUUAACUGAUACCCUGAUAUCGGACACGGUUCUCGUAACGCGAAGCAGCUAAAUCUGUCAGUCGCAGACCUACGAGCGGCGUGUCUGCCAAUCAAUUUGAUUGAACGCACCGCAGAUAAUUGAAUCGCUGAGAGGCAAAGUGGUAAUACGACGAUAACUUAAUGAAAGGUCCUCUACAUAUUUGCCGCGCACUGAAAACACGAAAAGCCACUGCUGCGCGGAAUAUCCGAAUAAUAUAAUAAUCAUUUAAUACAUCGUAUGGUACACCGCACAGAUAUGUGGAGCACAAUUUUGUUUUUUCUAUAUAUCUUUAUUUUUAAAGUUUUAUCAAAAAUCAUUUAGCAGUCUUGUAAAUUCUAUUUAAUUUAUAACUUUGGUACCAUCGUAGAAUAAUCAGAUUUACCUAUAAACGUGAGAAAGUUAGAGGUCUUUGAAUUCCGGAAUUAAAAAUUUUAAAAAAUCUUAAAAAACAAAGUGUCAGAUUUGUAACAUUUUUUAUUUGGCGGAUGCGUCUAUCGCUGACGAUAGAGUAUUAAUCGUUUUGCUAAUUUACUAAUUAAGAUGUGACAUCUACAAUCUUUUAAAUUAUUUGCGACUUAGGUUCGAGCCGGUUAAUAACAUCCCGUAGUUUCGACUAGCUAUAACGUAGCAAAGAAAGGAAAUUUAGUUGAUUAUGGGUAAACUUAACCGGCGCUAGUGCAAUCGAGCCUUAAUUAUUCGAUUAUUAGUAAUGAGGGGUAAGUCUGUAGAGCUGGACAUUUCGAAAUGCAUACAUAUCCUGUAUGCAUUUCAUUACUGAACUAAUACGACAAAUGGGCGACCCACUUUCAUGGCUAUCCUCUUAAUGAGUUGUAUAUAUGAUAUUGUUAAUGUAUAUUGUAUAUCUUUAAAUUAUUCCAUAAAAAAAACUGUCGUUUCGUUGUACGUAGUUUUAGGCGUCGUUGAAACUUUACUCGUAUUUUAUUAUGUCUAAUGUUUUAUGUGCGUAUUUAUAAGUUUAAAUUAGAUAUAUUGCAGCGCGCUGCGCAUAGUUGUUGCUUACACAAAUUAUUAUUCAUGUUCCGUGCAUUAUCUGAUGAAAUGGACAGUUUCAUUGACUGUUUGAAUUCGCAGUUACAAACGAAAUGCGUUAUGAGCAUCAAUCGAAUCUGCUGUAAUCAUUAUCGCAUGCGAUAGUAAUUUCUUUCGUUAAAUAGAAGUUAGAACCCUAUGCGGGACGAAAUUUAGUACAAAAUAUGAUGAAUAUUAACGUAAUAAAAAUUUACAUUUUUUAUCAGAAGAAGAAUUUUGUAUGUAUAUUUUAGUUUAGAUUCUUAAAUGUGGUAAUUUCGUGUUAUAUUACUUCGUGUAUAUUACGAUAUGUGUUACAUCAUACAGAAUAAAGAUAAAUGGGAACAGUUGA